AUGAAUGACCAAUACCUGGGCAACUCGCAAAAGAGGAAGAAGGCCAAGGAGAAGAAGAAAAAGAACGAUGAAGAAAUCAAAGAGGUCAAUUACGGAAUUAACUAUUCACUGAUAAAUGACUACCACGAUAGUAAUUUCAAAAAAAAUUUCUACAUUAAGAGCAUACGGACCGAUGGCAACUGCCUGUUUAGGGCUGUGUCAGAUCAGCUGUACGACAACGAGGAUAAUUACAAGGAGAUAAGGAAGCUAGUGGUGGAUCAUCUACUAAGGAACGAGGAAAAGUACCAGCACUUCAUCGAGUAUGAUGAAAGUUACAAGUCCUACAUACAGAGAAUAAGUUUGGAUGGGACGUGGGGCGGCCAGCUAGAGCUUCAAGCAGUGGGCGAGCUGUUCACCGUGAACAUCCUGAUCUACCAAGAAAACGGGUGCAUCCUGGAGAUCAAAAAUCACAGCGAUGAUAAGAAGUGCAUCCAGCUGCAUUACGCUUCUAGUGAGCACUACAACAGCGUCCGGUUUAAAAACAGGGCCCUCGAAAAUCAGCUCAAGUCAAUCGUGGAGCUCCGCGAAAUACUAAACAAUAAGGACGAUAACGAGUCCACCAAGACGUUUUACGAAACGACGGACAACGAGCUGACCGAAGACAACGAAGAUGACCUAUCUGACAAUACCGGAAACGAAAAUAAUAACGUUGGAGAGUGUAUUGACGAGAGGGAGUUCACAUUUAACAGCUCAAUGGAGGAGGACUAUCUACAGUAUGACUACCCUCACGAGAAAAAUCGAAACAACAUUUUUUCCCUUAGUGAUGAUGAAACGGAGCCUUGCUCAUUCGACAUCCUGCAGAAUAUACAUAACGGUAUUAAAAGGAAGGGCGUGAGGAGUAGAAGCAUGCCAACUAUUAAUGAAAGAUUUCUUUAUUUCUUCGCCAAAAAUCAAGUCAAUGAGAGUAUGGAGAGUGAUAGCACCAUAGAUGUGCUGAAUGAGAAGAAGGGAUUUGAUAUGAGGAAGCCCAAAAAGAACGAAAACAGGAAGUUGAAUUUUCUGAAGUAUAACUAUAUUGGUCAGAGGCCCGACGAUCUGCUGAGCGAGUAUGUGUCCGCCGCAGGGACGACCGGGACUGCUGUUGGGACCUCAGCUGGCAGUGCCGCCGCCCCUAUCGGUGGGGAGGAGAACAAAACCAUCCGAAUUUGCUACAACAAGACGUUUUAUAAGUACCUCUGCAUGUCCAAAAUGGUGGAAGUUGAGGAUAAGCAGAGGGAGGAGCAGGUGGGCAAAUCGUUCGAUCUGCUCAACGGCCACUACGUGUGUGGCAGUGGGGGAGGCAAAGCAUACAGAAGAGCGGCACAAGGGAAAGAAGCACAAGGGAAAGAGGCACCAUCGAAAGAGGCACCAUCGAAAGAGGCACCAGCGGAAGCGGUACCAGGGAAGUCCCAUGACAGAAAGGAGGCCAACCGAAGUGGGUCCCCAACCGGACAGCCGCCUACCCCCCUGAAGCACUUGCACAGUGCAGGAAGACAAGGAUACAUCUCGAAUUACGAAUUGGAGAACAACUUUAGCAGAACGAAGAAAAAAGAAUUUGACGAUUUUUUAAAUCUUUACAGCGAAAAAAUUUCGUACAGCAGGAACUCCUUCUACAAGAGUAUGUCCACUAACGACUCCAAGUGGAGUCAUGCGGAGGGGACCACAGAGGGAGCUGCAGAUGGGGUAGCAUAUGGGGGUGGAGAGGGGAUGGCCCAGAUCAGUGAGCAAGCCAAUUCUGAGUACUUAAAUUAUGAAUACACGACAAGCUUAUCGUUGAACAAGACUUCCAGCAGCAAUGAAGAAGUAACGGCUCCUUCGUUUUACUUCGAUAAGGAUUCUAUCAGCUUCGAGUUUCGACCCGAUGUGUAUAGCAAGGGAGUUGAGAGAAAUUAUUUGUCAACAGGGGAUGAUGAAGCCAAUAAAUGUGCUCUCCAUCAGAAUGAAAAAGGGAAGAAAAUCUUUUGCAAUUUGACGAGGAAGUCGCAGGAUAUCUUUGACAUAAUAAUCGAUGAGGAGUAUGUCCUAAGUAUGGACAGUAAUUUGUUGUGUUCCUACAUUGGCAAUAAGCACGUGGGUCGAGGGAGUUGGCAUAAGAAGAAGGGAGGGGUCCCUCAACAGGAGGAAGUACUAUCGCAGGUGAGCGAACGGGGAGGAGGAAAAAUAUCAUACCCUGCUGCCAGCCCUUGUGUGUUGAAUUCGCGAGCGUCUUUUUCCGGUUCGAAGGCCCCAGGAGGGGGGACAACUAGCCAAAUUGCCACCAAAGUUGGGGGCGACCAUGAUAGGGUAGGACGCGGACCCAACUGCAGGAUUAGGAGGAGGAACCACGAAGGGAGUUGUUCUAGUGGGGAGGGCAGUGGAGACACGUCCGGGCAGUCGCAUACAGAAGUAUUAGCACACUCGCGUACAGAAGUAUUAGCACACUCGCGUAUGGGGCCUGCCCCCCGAGGAGGCCUGAACUCGAGGGAACUUUUCCUAAAGAAGAAAUAUUUGAACAAAAAAUUUAUCAAUAUGUUUUCGAAGGAUAUCCAUUCGAAGGGCCUCUUCCACUUUUUAAACGCAGACUUUCUACUAAGUGGAGACAAAAUAAAAUAUAUAAUACCCUUCCUCUUUAAUAGCAAACAGAUGAAUAUAUUUAAGGACAACCUCAACAGGAAGGACUUUCACUUUUACGAGUACGUGACCUUUUCGUUUAAUUUGGAUAAACAAAAGUUGAGGAAGAAAAUUGAAUGCUCCAAAAUUUUGAAUGAGGAGUUUCUCAUUAAGGAGAAGCACAAAUAUAGUAAGUUCACCCGGGGGGGGAAUGGCAAGUCUUCCUGCUCUGUGGGCAGGGGUCGGGAGAACCGGGUGAAGAUCAUCUCGAUUUAG
Messenger RNA from Plasmodium cynomolgi strain B, 2883 nucleotides. RefSeq names its product OTU-like cysteine protease. The transcript is spliced from 8 exons. The record is from RefSeq and is a predicted model, not a curated record. Gene Ontology annotation, molecular function: cysteine-type deubiquitinase activity. Lineage: Eukaryota; Apicomplexa; Aconoidasida; Haemosporida; Plasmodiidae. Gene Ontology annotation, biological process: protein deubiquitination. The coding region runs from base 1 to 2883 and encodes 960 amino acids.